Molecule: messenger RNA, 1137 nt
Organism: Erinaceus europaeus (western European hedgehog)
Lineage: Eukaryota; Metazoa; Chordata; Mammalia; Eulipotyphla; Erinaceidae
Product: monocarboxylate transporter 1-like
Biological process (GO): transmembrane transport; monocarboxylic acid transport
Molecular function (GO): monocarboxylic acid transmembrane transporter activity
Source: RefSeq, a predicted model, not a curated record
AUGGUGGAUGCCGUUAUUGGUCUUGCAAAAUUCAUGGAGUUCCUGUUGCUUAUAUUCGGCGCCACAGUACAGCCAACUUGCCAGUAUAUAACCCUGCCCAACAAUAUUUUUCUGGUGAAGGAUUUCUCAGAUUUAUCAUCCAUGACCCUUGGCACCCAAGUCUUCGCCCCUAGGGAAAUUCAGGUUCAUAGCAAGAUAAUCAAAGAAGAGCAAGCCCUUUCUAAAGCCCUUGCUCCUCAAGCCAGCUAUGAUAUAUCAUGGCCAGACUUCCUUCAGAGAGAGAGACCCCGAAACAAAGGAGUCCUUCAGAAAACUGUCAUAUCUGAUGCAGAGAAAGGUAAUGCAAAUGUAGACCUUACUAAAGGAAACCAUGAAGCAGAGAAACAAUCGUUCUUUCAAAAAAUUAGUAAAUCUCUGGAUGUAUCUCUGUUCAGGCACAGAGGGUUUUUGCUCUACUUUUCUGGAAAUGUGAUAAAGAUCUUUGGACUCAGUGCACCCUUAAUCUUUCUUAGUAAUUAUGCCAACAGUAAGCAUGUCUCUACUGAAAAGUCUGCCCUCCUCCUUACCAUUCUGUCUGCUGUCGACAUGGUAGCCAGACCUUGUAUGGGACUUAUAGCCAACACCACGUGGGUAAGACCUCAACUUCAGUAUUUCUAUGCUGCUUCUAUUAUUACAAAUGGCCUGUUUCAUAUGCUAGCAUCUUUAGCAUCCUCCAGUUAUGCUGGAUUCUGUGUCUAUGCAGCACUCUGUGGAUUUGCAUUUGGAUGGAAUGGAUCACUAUUGUUUGAAUCACUGAUGGACCUCGUGGGACUUCAGAGAUUCCCCAGUGCAGUGGGACUGAUGACCAUUAUGGAAUGCUUACCUGUUCUCCUGGGGCCACCACUUUUAGGUAAGCUCAAAGACCGAUAUGGAGACUACAAAUACACAUACUGGGCAUGUGGCAUGAUCCUAAUUUCUACAGGCAUCUAUCUCUUCAUUGGCAUGAGCAUCAAUUAUCAACUUGAGACAAAAGAGCAAAAAGCAGAGAAGCAGAAAAAUGAAGACCAAGAAGAGGAGCCAAGAGAAGUUAUUAUAGCAGUGGACUCUCCUAGAAGAAACACAGAAGGAAAUCCCAAAGAAAAUAACUGUUUGGUCUGA